Molecule: messenger RNA, 1032 nt
Organism: Morus notabilis
Lineage: Eukaryota; Viridiplantae; Streptophyta; Magnoliopsida; Rosales; Moraceae
Product: peroxidase 40
Exons: 4
Coding region: 1-1032 (343 amino acids)
Biological process (GO): hydrogen peroxide catabolic process; response to oxidative stress
Molecular function (GO): peroxidase activity; heme binding
Source: RefSeq, a predicted model, not a curated record
AUGGCCAAUAUGAAGUUCCUUACUCUUUUCUUGAUUUUGCUUAAUCUUGUUAUUACGUUGCCAAAAGCAAAGAGUGAUGGAUCAUAUGGUGAUUAUGAUGAUCAUAGUACUAGUACUAGUGGAGUGUUAAGGUUUGAUGUGUACAAAGAUGUUUGUCCAGAAGUUGAGGACAUAAUCUUCUCUUGGAUCCAAGAAGCAGUCAUGGAAGAUUCUAGAAUGGCUGCUUCCUUACUUCGUCUCCAUUUCCAUGAUUGCUUUGUUAAUGGAUGUGAUGGAUCUGUUUUAUUAGAUGACACAAACUCUUUUGUUGGUGAGAAAACCGCGGCGCCAAACUUGAACUCUCUAAGGGGCUUCGAAGUCAUUGACGCCAUAAAAUCGGAGCUUGAGACUUUCUGCCCCGAAACUGUCUCCUGCGCUGAUAUUCUUGCCAUAGCUGCUAGGGACUCUGUCUUUCUAUCUGGUGGACCAAGUUGGGAAGUCCAAAUGGGAAGGAGGGACAGCUUGAGUGCUAGCAAAACAGCAGCAAACAACAACAUCCCAGGCCCAAAUUCUACUUUCUCACAACUUCUCUCCAAGUUUGAGAAUUUAGGCCUUAAUCUCAAAGACUUGGUUGCUCUAUCUGGUGCACACACAAUGGGAAUGGCCCGCUGCUCAACCUUUAGCGCUCGACUACAAGGCUCAGCAGCAGCCGCCUCAUCUCCACCAGCCUUCAUCGAAUCACUUCAACAGCUAUGCUCGGUGUCAACCAGUGCUAGUGGUGGCAACAAUGUUCUAGCACAGUUGGACCUAGUGACGCCUGCGACAUUCGACAACCAAUACUACAUCAACCUCGUCUCUGGAGAGGGGUUGCUUCCUUCUGACCAGGUUCUUGUGACUGGAGAUGACCAAGCUCGUGACAUUGUGACAACAUAUGCACAAGACCCCUUUGUGUUUUUUGAGGACUUUCAAAGUUCCAUGCUGAAAAUGGGAAGUAUAGGGGCCAUAACAGGGACUAAUGGUGAAAUUCGUAGGGAUUGUAGAAGAGUUAAUUGA